This is a messenger RNA of Triticum turgidum subsp. durum (durum wheat), 294 nucleotides long. The record is from the annotation of a GenBank genome assembly. Lineage: Eukaryota; Viridiplantae; Streptophyta; Magnoliopsida; Poales; Poaceae.
AUGGCGGCCGCUGGUUCCUCCGCCGCGUGGAAGAGAUGGCUCCGCCCUGAGGUGUACCCGAUCUUCGCGGCGACCGGCGUGGCCGUCUCCAUCUGCGCCAUGCAGCUCAUCCGCAACAUCACCACCAACCCGGAAGUCAGGGUGACCAAGGAGAACAGGGCGGCGGGGAUCCAGGAGAACUUCGACGAGGGGAAGCGCUACUCGCAGCACGGCUUCAGGAAGUUCAUCGACCGCCAGCGCCCCGAGAUCAUGCCGGCCAUCAACAACUUCUUCUCCGACCCUCCCAAGUAUUAG